CGCCCAACUUGUGUGCAAGCCCCUCUCCCGUCCGACCUGAACUCGGCCAUACCGAGGGGGGUCACCUCGGGACUUGGUCCUCUGUCCCCUCGUUGCCCGAGACAUUUGAUGGGACUUGAGCUUUUGACCUGCCGCCCGCUGGGCCGUUCCCGUCCUGCCACGUGUACCCUUCUCCCUAGGCGAGAUGCCUAUAUAAGGGAGGGGUCUUUACCAUUUGCUUGCACUCAUCACUUGCUUCCUUUGAAUUCUUCUCAUCUCAUCAUGCCGCGCUCGACUCCUACUCCCCCUGAUUCCAGUGAGGUGCGAGGAGAGACGUUCUCCUUCGGCAGCUACUCCCUUGGUGGCUCUUCGGCCAUUCCGACCAAGUCAGGGCCGAGCUCGACCCCGCCGCCCUCGCCGCGGGACUCUUGGGACUCGGACUCUGAGUCCGAGUCAGUGCACCCCGAUCCUUUUGCUAAGAUCCCGGGGUUCAUCUACUACUCGUCGGAGGAGGACGAGAAGACCCCCUCUCCGCCAGUUCGUCCUGAGGUCCCCCCUCCACCAGUUGCCGCCUGCCGUGGUGGCCGUGGGCGUCGCCCUCCCGCUCCUCCGGCAGCGGACGCGAGUGAGGGUUCCGUGGCGUCUCACCAUCCGAGCCGACAAUCACUUGAAGACCCGGGCUCGCCCAGCUUCGCCGAAUCCACUGGUCAUUCUGUUGUCAUUAGGGCUCCUUCUCCGUCCUCUUACCCCCCACCUUGCCCUUGCGAGCGUGGGUGGAACUGUGGCAUGCACUGAAGUUUGCCCACACCUUAAUUAUUUGUAAUGCGCUUAAUUAUUGUAAGGCGUUCAUGCCAUGUACUUGCCCUCCGGGAUGAAUAAAAUUUGAGUUAAGAG
Molecule: messenger RNA, 873 nt
Organism: Cuscuta campestris
Lineage: Eukaryota; Viridiplantae; Streptophyta; Magnoliopsida; Solanales; Convolvulaceae
Source: the annotation of a GenBank genome assembly